This is a messenger RNA of Drepanopeziza brunnea f. sp. 'multigermtubi' MB_m1, 765 nucleotides long. RefSeq lists its product as uncharacterized. Lineage: Eukaryota; Fungi; Ascomycota; Leotiomycetes; Helotiales; Drepanopezizaceae. The record is from RefSeq and is a predicted model, not a curated record.
AUGCUUCCAGAUGUGCUUGACUGGCAAAGGGUGUCGAUCGCGGACAAUAUCAUCACUCAAACCACAACGAAUGCGGUCAGGCCCGCUGAUUGCGAAGAACCCGCACCAUCGCCUUGCUCGCGAGAAGGUCGCCACUUGAGUUGGGAAGACAAACAUGGUAGCUCAGACUCUGGAUUCCAUAUUUCCAACCAGCUAAUAUAUUGGUUGCCACCGAGUUGCAAUGCCUCUCCCAUGAACUCCAGCACUCUAAGAGAAAAGGACCCUGGCUGGGCAGAAGAGGUGGCAGCCAGGGAUGGGAACACGAGGAUGGGGAACGGCCCAUGGCUGCAGAAACGGCGUCCCGAGGCGCCGCACGAAUUAAGGAAGAAGUCGGCCACAUCUAUUUCAUCGGCCUCCCCACGGCGUGAUUCUGGCCCGAGACGAGACGACGUCCUCCAUCCUGCCCCGGAAGAGAGUCUCACCACGCACACGAUGAUGAACGGCAUUCAUCAUUUACGAUCCGGGACAGGACAGGGUAGACGUGGCCGCGUAUCAGCGGCUGCAACGAUACCAGGUGUUCUCCUGCGGCAGAGCUACGGUGUCAGUGUACUCGGCCUGGUGGUAAUCUCUACGAUCUGGAAUUAUUGGAACGUGCAUGACGACGAUGCCUCGUCAUGUGUCACAGGUCACCUGCCUCCCUUGGAUCAGGGGUUCUUUCCCGUGAGUAUGCUUGCCUCCUCUUCGAUGCACUCCAUCAAUCAGGCUCGCACAGAACCCUUAUCUUAG